UUUUCAUAGCAGCGCCGCUUUACAUCUGCGGAGUCCGUUUACAUCUUCCUGCUGUGAGUAACGGUUAGGCGAAAAAACAUUAACGAACUCUCGCGAUACGCUUCAUUCUCCUUAAAAAGCGGAAAUCGUGUCCGGUGAUUCUGAAAGUGUGCAAUCUCACCCUUUAUUAAAAUCGGAUAGAAAAUAAACGCAAUCUAAAAAGUGCGUACGCAACGACAAAGUGACAGCGAAAUCCGCUCGAGUGGCGUGUCUGUAGAAGCGACUCUGUUUGGGCCUGCAUGACGUAAUUGUAUUGAUCGCAGAAGAAGAGCCGAAAGUCGCGCAUUCGCCAUCUUGGACGAAUUGUGGAAAAGAAGUAUCUGUGUCUCUCAGGCGCGGUACAAUUGUUGAGACUUGAGACUGUAAUCCGUGGCGAUCCGUGUAUUGAGUAGUUUUAAACGGGACUUAACCCCUUUGUGAACUGGCAACCCAUUUGGACGGACCAAGACAAACGGUUCGUUCUUUGGGUCUGAUUGGUACUAAAUGGUUGCCUGCAGACAGCAUGUCUACUCUGUCAGGGAUUUUGUCGAAGGGGGAGAAAGGAAAAUCAAAGUUUCAAUCGUUAGAUAUCAAUAAUUUGUAUCGGGUAAGCAGGGGAGAAUCCUUAGAACAACAUCAACAAAAAAACACAUUACCGCGCAAACAUGGCAUGCAAACCCUCGGAAGGGUGCCCUCGGCACGGAGACCUCCCGCUAAUUUGCCCAGUUUGAAAAGUGAAACUAGCAGCAGCGAUCCAGCUGUCAGUCUUGUACCUAGUGGAGGAAGUGGUUGGGCAACUACCAAGGAUUCAGGAUCUUCAAGCACUAAUACUAUUGUGUCCACAACAGCAACAGAUUCAAACACUACAAAUUCUUCACCAGCACAAUGUGUAACGGGGUCGACUGCACCAACCUCUCUUCAUCCUCUACUACCAGGACAACAAGGUACUUCACAUUCUUCCGAUGCAAACAACAAAUCAUCAUGGAGUGCAAUUAUGAGCAAAUCAGGAGAUGCAGUGGUUGGAUACGCGGGGCUCGUGGGGGGCGGAAGAGGGGGAAGAAGUGCCCCUGGGCUGAGUUUCCUUGCCCACCAGUCCCCGCAGUUCCAACACGAGUUUCCCAGUCUCAGCGGACAGCCCUCUGUCUCCGCCUCCAAUCAGAGCCAGACUCAAGAGUCCUCGGCAACAUCCAAUGCGAUCUCAGUCGCUGUCCAACACCACUCAUUGCUACAGCAACAGCCAUAUUCCCACAACCACUCAGGAGGUGCACUAAACAAUCAGCAGCAACAACAGAAUCGAGAACUAAAUGCACAGUAUGGUCCUGGACCAAGUCUACGCCCUCAAACAGAAGGAAGCUGGAUUCAAGGAGGCAGUCGCACGACAAGCGGGACAACAACAACAACAGGCGCUCCCGGAAAUGGGAAUACUCCGGCGGUCCAGGGCCCCCCAAUAGUAGGUCCCAGUGGUUCUACGGGACACACGGAGGCACUCGCUGGCGGGCGACAGAACUUGGGCCAAUCGCCCAACAUGGCUAUGGGCCAGGCAGGCCAGAGUACUUCCCCUAAUAGUCAAGGUCCACUUCCUUCUGGUUCACAUCAGAUAUAUAGAGGAAACUUUCCAAGUGGAUUCCCAUCUCAGUUUUCACCAAACGUAGGAUCGGGUGGUCCACGGCCACGAUUCAAUUAUCCUCCAGAUCGCUUUCCUCUUCCUCAACGACCGCAAGAACGCGAUCGUGUUCCAGAGGAAGAGAUCAUAACGCGUCCUAUUAUUAAAGAAGAAGAUUUAACAAGAAUGGACGAUAUCUCGCGUGACGCAGGCUGGGCAGCGCACGAUGAUAUUGAUUAUAACCAGAAAUUGGCUUUUAGCGAUGACGAACCUGAACCUGAGCCCCCGAAAAAGGAAGAAAAAAAAGAUGUUAAGGCAGAAGAAAAAUUAGAUGAGAAUCAUUCGGAAAAUAAAGAUAAACCAAGGGACAAUCGUGAUAAUAGAGAAACUGCAAAAGAUAAUCGAGAUCAACCUACGCAUCGUCCAUGGAAUCAAAGCACUCUAUCCCGAGAUUUACGUGGUCCUAAUGGUCCAAAUUGCUUCUCUACUCAAUCAUCGCUGCAAUCGGUGCAUUCCUUGAGAGUAGACGCAGAAGACGACGAAGCGUGGAAUGAAAGACGCAGAUUGAAAGUUGAAGUUGCAUUUGUUGUUAAACGUGCCCGUCAACGCAAGGAAGAAGAAGAAAAAAGAUUCCAAGAAUCUACUAAACAAGCGGCAGCUAAAAAAUUACAAGAUUUGGAAAAGAAAUUACAAGAAAAACAAUCAAGACAAAAAGAAGAUGAACGUGGACCACCACCUGAACCAAAAGGUCUCAUUAGUGUUCCGCCUGUACCUAUUCCUGUACCCGAAUGGGAACGCGAGAAAGAAAUCAGAGAACGUGAAAAUCGAGAACGUGAACGGGAACGAUCUCGCACUUCUUCUGAAGGAAAAGAUGAUAAAUCUACUCGUGAAUCUCGUGAACCUAGGGACAAUAUAAGAGAAUCUAGAGACACCCGCGAUCAGUUGAUUAAUGAUCGUCAGAAUGAUCGACAACUUGAUCGUCAAAAUGAUCGACAAAUUGAUCGUCAAAAUGAUCGACAAAUUGAUCGUCAAAAUGAUCGACAAAUCGAUCGUCAAAAUGAUCGACAACUUGAUCGUCAGAAUGAUCGACAACUUGAUCGUCAGAAUGAUAGACAACUUGAUCGUCAGAAUGAUCGACAAAUUGAUCGUCAAAAUGAUCGGCAAAUUGAUCGUCAAAAUGAUCGACAAAUUGAUCGUCAAAAUGAUCGACAAAUUGAUCGUCAGAAUGAUCGACAAAUUGAUCGUCAGAAUGAUCGACCAAAUGAUCGUCAAAAUGAUCGACCAAAUGAUCGGCCAAAUGAUCGGCCAAAUGAUCGUCAGAAUGAUCGACAAAUAGAUCGACAGAAUUUCCUGAGACAACCAGAUAUUGCAGCACGCAGUGAACGUGAACGAGAACGUGAUCGUGAUCAACGCGACAUUAGAGAUCGUGAAUAUCCUGGAUUUUUACGACAUUUCCAAACUAACAUACCGCCCAGAUUUCAAAAACAACAAGCAGAAAGAAGUGGUUCUGGGUUUAACCGCAUUUCACCGAGCGCAGAAAGAUCAUCUCAAUCUGUUUCAUUUGCUCAACAAUAUGACUCUGGAAGAUGGGGUCACAAUCAUAAUAAUUUAAUAGAUAACAAUACGAAGCAAUCACAUGCAGUACCGCCACCUCGACGAAGUAGAAUCGAUUCAGAUGUAUCAUCACCGUUGGAGGAGGAUCGUUCUUCAUCGCGUGACCAUCGUGGACAACUAUCCAGAGAAGAUCGUUAUCGUCAUCCUGUACAUCGAAAAUCAGGUGGCUAUUAUGACGAGUAUACUCGUACCUACAAAGAUUACGAUUGGGACGAUAGACAUCCUCGCGAACCUUGGGAACGCGAGAGACAUUUCGAUGAUAAGGAACGAGAAACAAAUUUGGAUUCAAGAGAUGGUAGGGAAAGUAGAGAGAAUCGACCGAUUAGACAAAAUCGAGACAGCGUUGAAAAUCGUGAUCGAGACAAUAAAGAAAAAAAGGACUAUGACAAUUAUUUGAAGGAUACUUGUGAUGAACGCGAGCGUUGCGAUGAUAGGGAACGUUCCGAUGGCACCGAAUGGCGUGAUGAUCGUACUCAAGAGAGACAAACUGAAAAACGACGUGAAAUACCACGAGAAGAACGUAUUGAACGUAAUGAACGGCCACAAAGACCGGAUUCGCGUGACAGUCGUACGUCAAGAGAAUCGAAAACGUCAUCACGUGAUGAUGAGCCUCAUAAAUUGCGCGAUUGUGGCUUAUGGGUAAAUGAAAUUUCGGAUUAUGAAGAAAAAAAGCGAGAUCUUUAUCAUGAAAAUAAUAGAGAAAGAGAAAGAGAAAGAGACAGGAGACAGCCACCUGGUCCUGUUACUAAAGAAAAAUUAGAAGCAGAUGAUCUAAAGAGCGAGAAACGUAAUUUGACUCAAUUGAAAAGAAAUAGCUCUGAGCAAGAGAAGAAAGAUACAGUAAAGGAAACUGUAACUGAAACGAAAAAAGAAACUGAUAUCCGUAGCAGAAAAUCUGAACGUAUAACUGAAACAAGCAAUAGACCUGUAGAAAGAGGAGAUAGUUCUCCGAAAGCUUGGGCUGAUGCUGUAUCACCGACGUUUGAAAAGGAAGAGGAAAAGAUAUUGGAAACUUUUAAAGACAUAAAUGAAUUAGAGAAUGUAAAACAGAAUUUGGAAAAAUUGACUUUAGAAAAACGAGGAGAGGAUGUGCAUAUUGAAGAUACGAAUAAGGAACAUGUGAAAGAAGAAAAACGUGAGAAGAAUACACGGAAUAGAACAAGCAGCGGAAGCUCCAGUUCACGAGCUCGAGAUUGUCGAGGUGGACGUCAAUGGGGAGGAUCGAUUUAUACACGUUGGAGUGGUCAAGAAUCUAGAGGAAGGAGAGGUGGGUCUAAAUCUUCGGGUAGACCAGCAUCUGCUAGAAGUGGUUCCUAUGGUCACACUGAUUCUGAAAAUAGUGCAGACGAAGUUUCUGGCUCAACCGAAUCAGGAAAAGAAGAAAGGAGGUCUGCAAAAUCACCGAAACUGUCUCAGAAGAUCGAUAAGGAAGAACGUAACAGAGAGGUAUCUAGACGAGAAGACAAACGAACUGGAGAAUAUUCCCAAACACGAAAUGAAAAACGAUCGUACGAUGGAAAACCAAGUCGUGAAGGAUUUGCACCGUCCGGUGAACCAUCCAGACGAGGUCGAGGUGGAUUUAGAAUCAGGUCUUCUGGUAAUAACAGUAAUCGCAUGGAAGGAUAUGGGCCACCAUCCAGUAAGAGUCCUUUCUCAUCGGAACGUAAUGCUGAGGAAAAACAGAAUACUGCUAAACAAUGUUCAACGACGACUGCAUCGGAUAAAGAGACAAAUAAUCCCGCGAGCACUCCAAUAGAAUCUAGUGACGACAAAAUGAUAGCGAAACAACAAGCUCUUACAGCUGGUAUAACUGGUAGACGUACAAAAUCACCGAAUCCACAGAGUCAACAAUCUAAUAAACAGGAUAAUCAUCAAACAUCUGGCAAUGUUGUAUCACAAAAGCCGCAUAAGAAGGAGGAAUCUCUCUCCAAGAGAACUCGCAGUGGAAGUAGAAGGGGUAAAGACACCCGGGAAUCACGUUUUCGUGGUAGCAGCAGUAACGUAUCGAAACAAACUUCUUCCGACGUAGGUAAUGAAGAAUGGGAAACCACAUCUGAAAAUAGCGAAGACCACAUGGAUGAUCACAAAGAGUCUCGUAAUAGUCGUAACAAACAUUUCAAUGGACGUGGAAAUCAAAAUUCCAACCAGAAUGCUAUGGGUGGUAAUUUACAUUCUCGUAGAAACGAGCAAGGUGGAAAUAAUCGAGAUCAACGUGAAAAGAAUAGCAAAUCUUCCAGUGCGUCAUCAAGGGCACCAGGAGCGGAGAAGCGAAAUGUUCAAAAUUCAUCAUUCUGUAAUCAAAGAAAUCAGUCAUCUAUAAGCCAAUCACAAAAUGGUAGAUCAAGAAGUCAAGGUUCUUCGCAUGGUGGAUCGAUGUCUAACAAGUCAUCUAGUAAUAAGGAAAAUACUGUGAAUCGUAUUGAUGAAAUCAAAUUGAAUGAACCAAAUUUGGUUAAUCAAGCCUUUAAUGAUAUGAACAAAAAAAGUCAAUCGAAAGAAAAGAAAAUAGUUGACAACGUUUCAGACUCAAAUAAUUUUACUGAAGAUGGAUCGACUAUUGCGGAAGAUAAGUUGGACUCUGAUGGUUUUCAAGAAGUUCGUUCGAAGAAAACCGUGAAAGAACCCAGGCACUCUCAAAAAGAUGAAAUCAAGCCAUUAGCGAAGAAGGAAAAGGAACGAGAACGUGAUCGUUCAAAAUCUAAAUCAAAUAAUGGAUCUCAACAAAUUUCUCAACAAACCCAAAAUAUACCAUCAUUAUUGGGUCAAUCUAUACAGCAGCCAGUAAGCAUGCCACAAAAACAAUAUGAUAAAAAUACAAAAGGUCUGAAACUCCCACCAAGAUUUCAAAAACAACGCUUGGCGAAGCAACAACAACAACAGACAUUUGCUGAUCCAAAUGAUGUAAAUAAAAUGAACAGUUCUGGCAACAAUAAUAUGAAAGAUUCGUCUGGUGGUCCAGCACCCCCACCUUCUGUGAAUGCUUGGGACAAACCUUUCAUCAGUCAAUUACGCUCAAAUUCUCCUUCCGCUGUCCCAGCUGACGUUCAAUUGAUGUCCGGUUUAACUUCGCAAAAUGAUCAAGUUCACGAAAAUAAUGAGCAAGUUAACUCUGGCAGUAGCAGUCAACGGAAUUCUCCAAGCGGUGAAAAAGCUGGAAAGAACACGAAAGAUCUCGUAGAGAAGAAUGUUUCCGAUGUUUCUUCACCACCGGUUCAAACUUUAAUCUUUGAGAAUACAAAUUAUUCAAAAACGACUAAAACAACGCCAACUGAUUUAGCCAUGAAAUCCAAAUUUUCAAAUCAUGUUCAGAAACAGCAACGCGUAGAUAAGCGUGUGGAUAUGGAAGAGGAAGGCAAUCCGAUGCAUCAACAUUCGCAACAAUCAUUGUCGGUUGCUUUCUCCAACAAACCGAAUGACCUUAUGAAGAAUAAAAACCAGGAGCCUAUUCAAAUGCCUUUAUCAUUUAAUAAGAACGAAGAUAAUGCCGAUAUGAAGCUUGAUUUUACAUUCGACUCUGAUCUCUCGCAAUUGACAGAAGACAAAAGCAAAACUUUGGGAAUGACUCGAUCCAUGCACAUGAGUUCUGGACAAAGUACGAUAUCACCCUCAACUGCAGAGCUUAAUUUGAAGAUAGCUUCGGUAAAAAAGGUUUGGGAAAAUGCCACUCCUAUGCCGACUGUAGUCGAACAUGAAGAUGGUGGUAAUGUCGUCAGUACCGCUAACAGUUUUCCUCAAGCUUUUGAGAACAGCGACGUCGAUGAUAGUUACAGCCCACAUCAGCAGUACAACCAGAAUAACAUGAAAAAUGAAAUCACAACGUCUACGAACGUGUGCAAGCUGGUUCCCCCGCAGGUGAAGCCGCAGCAACAAUCCGCGGGAAGCAAUGGAACCCAACCUGGUUCUACUGUACCCGGCCCGAGUCCUAUUGGAGCUGGACAGAGUCCCAUGGGUCAUCCACCUGCUAGCCUUCAAGGACCUUUAAGCCCACCACCAUUCAAUUCAACUGGUCAACCUUCUCAUAUCAAUUAUCAGGAGUUUCCACAAUAUCCUGGAUCACAAGCCGCACAAUACGGUAGCAUGUCUGCUAUACCUUCACCACCAGCAAUGUUAUUCAAUACAGGUUCUGGUCAAUUACCAGCACAAGCAGGUGGUUUAUAUGGUGCUUUCCAGUUGGAUCAAAGUCGUUCUCCUUUCACGCAAUAUCCACCCUAUGGACCAUCCCUACAAAGUUCAUUCAACCAGCAAAAUGUAUAUUUGCCACAGCCACCACCACCGCCACCACAUGCUCCAAGUGCGCCAACUCCUGAUAUGUAUCCCAAUAAUUUAUCGCAAUAUCGUAUUACUGCUGCAACUGCACCUCCGUUUGGACAAAAUCAGCAGCUUAGUAAUAACCCAAAUACAGUUCUUAUCAGUUCAUCAUCGAAUUCUUUGAUGUCAGCAAGCGUUAAACCAUCUUCUCAACCAAUUGGUGCAAUUGGUACUAAAGCAGCGCCUCAUUUUCAAGCACCAUCUGCACCACAGCCAAAUCAAUUACCAUACAUACCUUAUGAUCCAAACCAAGUACUCAGUGUAAGCGGUAGUUACAUGGGCAACUCUCAGUUGGUGCAGAGACCGGGUCCUAAUGUACAGGCAUCAGCAAAUAGUUAUUAUAGUGCUACAUCGGCUGAUGUAUUUCCGGGAUCACAAACUGGUUUUUACCAGCCAGGUGGUGCUACACAGCAAACUGGCACUCACUAUGGCCUUCAAGGAUUUGGUCAGCAUAGUCAAAGCCUGGCAACUGGAAGUGCAACGCCUGUUGGUCUUCAAAAUUUUAGUCCUGGAUUUUUGUCUAAUUCGGGACUACAAAUAGCUGCUGCUGCAGCAGCACAGCAAUUUCGGAAUCCAACCGGAGGUUUACCUGCUCCAGCUAAUGCAACUUCUACAUUCCUAAAUAAACAUCAACCGCAGGAACAACCUAGACAGUUAAAAAGUCCGUCGGGAAAUCAGCAAGAUGUUUUAGCAUCUGUUUUCAACGCAACGCCCCAAAUACCAUCUCCUAAAUCGAGAAACUGCAAACAACAAACGUCAUCACAGCAACCGCAACCAAGUCCUACACAACAUCAUAAAUAUCAACAAUAUCAGGGCGUUAGUCAAUCUGCUUUGGUAAGCAGCUACAGCAACUAUGUAUUACAACAAAAUGUACGAGGAAUGGGUAUGCCACCACGAGCUGGCAUACAACCAUCACAACAACGCUAUCCACCGCCUAUACAAAGGCCAGUUGUACCCUUUGCGCAAGGUCCUACUUUGAAUAAUUCUACGCAACAACCUAAUUCCAUGCCGUCGCAGCAACAAGCACAGAUAAACAGACACAGACCAAAUUUACAUCAACAGCAACAACAACGAAACAUGAAGAUGCAACAACAACAAUACUAUUCUUCGCAAGGAAAUGUUAAGAUCGAUUCAAAUGAUAAGACUGAUUCGCACAAUGACAAGAUCAACGAUGGGAAUUCUGGAAAUCAAUCAGGAGGCAAUAAAUCUAAUGUGAAUCAGCAAGAUAGUGAUACCAAGGAAGAAGUGAGUCAACAAAAUGAGUGAAUGUGAAAGCUGCGGAAACGAUCCGUACACAACUAAGCGUUGAAUCAAUUCAUUAAAACAAAUAACAGUAAAAAAACGCAAACUAGUAUUUCCCCGAUCGAAGGAACUAAUCCAGAUUAUGAAGUUACCUUAUGUUUGGCAUAUUGAGACAAACAGCUUGCAAGGUUCACGCAGAUAAUAUGAAGAAAGAUUUUUAUCAAUGGCGUAUUAGAGAUAAACGAUUUGGUGGAAUUACUCUUUAUUCGAACGUGCGGUUUUAAUUUGAAAAAUACUUAUGCCGCGAAACGUCCUCGUCUCCAUGAUCGAUAAAGAAACAUGCGCUUCUUGCUAAGCAUUCCCAUUUUAUCAAUCUGAGAUUCACGAACUUCGUUUAUGUCUCUAACGAUGAAUAUCGGAUACGUAUCUGAAAAAAAGACGAAUUAUUUAGCGGAUUUUGCACGGGAUAAUCGAGAAUUCAAAAAUACCUACGAUCGUUUAAUGCACCCGAAUGAACUUCGGAUAUGAAUCGAUGUUCAUUUGUGUACUUAAUGGUAGUCGACGGUAGAUGACACGUCAUAUAAAUCGUAUCUUUAAAAAAGAGAAAACAGGGGGUGGGAGAAAAAAGUGGGGCUGAAUUUGUUGUAUAUCUUUACUGUCUCUAUUGCCGAUUUACAAUACAGUACGCAAGGAACAGACGCAACAAAAGGUAUUGUCCAAUCGUCGUAUUAUUCGUAUAGCAUUACUAUAGAAGAGAAAAAGUGACGAAAAGAAAAAAGGAGAAUGCAUAGGGGAGAGAAAGAGAGAGAAAGAAAGAAAGAGAAAGGAAGAGGCAUGGGAGGGUAGAAGAAACUUCUACGCGAUCGGAAUAAGAGAAAAAAAAUGAAGUUACUCGUGCACUUUGAUCGUAUGGAUUUGAAAUGAUAUAUCGUGAUCCCGUUGCAGUGACAAACGCCGUAAAGUCGUGUAUAUUGGACAUUAUGGAUAUCGCAAGGUUAUGAGCAAAUCUGCGCAAAAAGAAUAGUAAAAAGCAAUUGUUUAUAUAUAUCGCACAGAUCAUGCCAUAAUCUCGCCUUGCUCUGAGAGUGCUCUAUCGUGUUAGGUAUGUAAUGUGUACGGUAUUUUUUUGUGAAGUGCGGGAAGCACGAAAUAUUAUCGGUAUUCCUCGGCUUGGAAGUGUUCUGCCGAAUCAAGUGGAAAACACGCUAUAUCGCAGCAUACAAGUCGUGAAAAAAGAAUUGUAUAUUCUCUGCUUUUGUUGCAAUUUAAGCAUUAUUAUAAAAAUGAAGCCAAUAAAAAUAAACAGUAGUGUUUACAGGA
Messenger RNA from Vespa crabro (European hornet), 10105 nucleotides. It is a transcript of the gene nocte, whose product is annotated as protein PRRC2C. The coding region runs from base 542 to 8809 and encodes 2755 amino acids. The transcript has 20 exons. The record is from RefSeq and is a predicted model, not a curated record. Gene Ontology annotation, biological process: cell differentiation. Lineage: Eukaryota; Metazoa; Arthropoda; Insecta; Hymenoptera; Vespidae.